CUGAUCAAUGCUCACAUCCUGUGAACCUUGCAUGAAACACAGCAGAGCGUUCCCAACACACAGACAGGCAGAUGCACGGCAGAGAGAACGGCAUCACCACACAGGAUUAACGUCGAGGGACAACCAAGCAGCCCCAUGGGGUAGAAGCAUCCCCAGUAAGUGUUCUCCUUGGAAUUACCAAUUGAAUCCUCCACACAUGAAGGCCCAGAAGGACCGAGGAACUGUGAGAUUUUAAGCAUGUGGCAUUAAAGAGUUGAAAAACUGACCAUGGGUGACUGGAACCUGCUGGGCAGCAUCCUAGAAGAGGUCCAUAUUCAUUCCACCAUCGUUGGCAAAAUCUGGCUCACUAUCCUCUUCAUCUUCCGCAUGCUGAUUUUGGGAGCUGCAGCUGAGGACGUCUGGGAUGAUGAGCAGUCAGAAUUUGUUUGCAACACAGACCAACCGGGCUGCAAGGUGGUCUGCUACGACCAGGCCUUCCCCAUUUCCCUCAUUCGCUACUGGGUGCUGCAGGUCAUCUUUGUAUCUGCACCCUCGCUGGUCUACAUGGGCCACGCUCUGUACUGCAUCAGAGCACUGGAGAAGGAGCGCCACCGCCGACGGAUCCAGCUGAAGGGGGAGAUGGAGGAGGCUGAGUUAGGACUGGAGGAUCAUAAACGCAUAGAGAGGGAACUGAGGAGACUGGAAGAGCAGAGGAAGGUGAAGAAGGCCCCUCUCAAAGGUUCUUUGCUGAGAACUUACAUCAUCCAUAUCCUUACUCGCUCUCUGGUGGAGGUUUGCUUCAUCCUGGGCCAGUGUAUCCUGUAUGGAAUCCAUCUGGAGCCCCUUUAUAGGUGUGAGAGGCUGCCCUGCCCCAACAGUGUAGACUGCUACAUCUCCAGGCCCACAGAAAAGACCAUCUUCAUGUUUUUUAUGAUCAUCAUUGCUGGAGUGUCAUUGUUCUUGAACAUUCUGGAGAUUGUCCACUUAGGAGUCCGCAAAAUCAAACAGACUCUGUAUGGAGAGAGGUACACAGAGGACGACAGUUUGGUAUAUAGGUCCAAGAAUAAGCCAUCUUUACAACAACUGUGUGUCAUGAGCACUGCUUCCCCUCACAAUGGGCCACUGACACAGACCUUCAGGGUGAUUCAGGAGGCUGACAUGAAGCCUCUUUAUUACAGCAGUGGAGUAAAAGUCAUCCAUGACUCACCAAGACACAACAGCUUGGUUCAUUUUGGACAGACCAGCUACACCUGCCCUCAGGUAAGGAUGACACCCAGGUCUGAAGAGAUAUGUGCAACUCCACAAACCAGUGAAGGUGCAGAGAUCCACACAGUGACCCUGGACCACCAUCCAGCCUGGAAAUCUGCCAUGUCUACAGUAGAGGAGGACACAACCAGCCAAGCAGAAAUCCACGAGGAGCAGCAUCCUCAGCCAAGCCAUUUGGACCCUGUGCUUUCUGGGAGAACAUUAAGGCCUGCACCCAUCAGAGUCCUUAAUGAAGAAGAAAGACGACAAUCUUCAGUCAGCGACCUGCUGAUUCCAAACCCCAGAAGGACCAGCUUCAUGAACAGGCCUCCGUCAGAAAACCUGUCCUCCAUGAGCGCCUCCACCAGCCAGUCCUUACACAGCUCAGAGGAGUCAGAUGAACUGGGAUCUCUCCAGGGAGACAUGCCUAUGAUGCCGCCAGCUGGAGGUCGACGGAUGUCAAUGAGUAUGUUCCUGGAUAUUUCCUCCAUCAUGAAGAAGUGAGGAUACAAGGAUGAGUUACAGCAUAUGGAGAGAAACUUUAUCAGCUAUCAAUCGAUUCACCAAGCGAGUCACAUGGGGCCAGGAACGGCCAUGAUGAGGCAGCGGACUCCCCUGCAGCAGAGCAGCAUGAUUCAAAGCACCUUACAAAGUCUACACAAGCCUUUCAGAACCAAAAGCUGGAUGGUGUUGAAAGAGGAUGUGCUUGAUUCUGUAACUCUAACUUUUUAAGUCAAGGACAGAUUGAGUCUGUGUAGAGUCAUUUAUAUGAAAACUCUUUCAUUUCAUUUAAAUGUAAAAUAACAAAAACACUUGGACAUAUUUAACCGGAACACACCGUCAACAGUCCUCAUGCUUUUAUUUCUCUACAAAAACAUUUUUUUUUCCUGUCAGAUUUUUUUUUUCUUAUCAAAUAAAUGGGAUGUGACAUGUUGUUCAGUUUUUACAAAAGCCAGAGAAAAAUCAUUCUGAGACUUAAAAAGAAAAAGCUGCUAAUAACAGUCAUCAGAUAACAGUUGCACAAAACAGGUAAAAAAUGGUCCACAAAACUACAAAGAAAUACAGUCUGUCAGAAAGAAGGAAUGCUGAAAAUCCAAACAUGGAUUCUUCUUGUGUUUAAUAUGUUUGCAGAAGUUCUCCUGAAUUGUGUUCAGCUGCAGAAAGUUAAGCUCAUGGAACAGAGCUGCAGUUCAAAGUAAAACCGUGUCUGUAUAGUCAUGUUUAUGGAGUAAAGUCAGAAUAUUGAUAUAAUUAUCAACACCAUGUAAGAAAUUAAGUCAAGGGUCCUUUUAGUGUUCUUUCUGUAUUGACUGAUGGUUUUAGGAAGAACAUCUGAGGUCAGUCUGAAUAACAACCAAGAUAAUCUGCUUUUUACUAAAUGGGCCUUUUGUUUUUGGGCCUAUUUGGGUUGUUUAAAAAUGAAUUAUAUCGGCAAAACCAAUUGGGAAUCUUGUGCAGGCAUUUAAUGGAUCUUAAAUAAGCUUUUAAAAAAAGUUCUUCAAAUCACAGAACCUAUUC
Molecule: messenger RNA, 2742 nt
Organism: Cyprinodon tularosa
Lineage: Eukaryota; Metazoa; Chordata; Actinopteri; Cyprinodontiformes; Cyprinodontidae
Product: gap junction alpha-10 protein-like
Exons: 3
Coding region: 268-1728 (486 amino acids)
Biological process (GO): cell communication
Cellular component (GO): connexin complex
Source: RefSeq, a predicted model, not a curated record